Molecule: messenger RNA, 1489 nt
Organism: Populus euphratica (Euphrates poplar)
Lineage: Eukaryota; Viridiplantae; Streptophyta; Magnoliopsida; Malpighiales; Salicaceae
Product: AP2-like ethylene-responsive transcription factor At1g16060
Exons: 8
Coding region: 104-1225 (373 amino acids)
Biological process (GO): regulation of DNA-templated transcription
Molecular function (GO): DNA-binding transcription factor activity; DNA binding
Source: RefSeq, a predicted model, not a curated record
GAUGACCUAGCUAGUCAUUAUCCCCUCUCUCAGCAUCUACCUCUCUGCACUAUCUUUUUCCUUGCUUGUGUCUGUGUUUGUGCGCUUCUCUUGGCGAAGUUAAAUGGGAAAAACAUCAAAGCAAAGCCUGAAGGACACUGCAAACACUAGCACAAAUCCUACAAACAAGGUGAAGCGGACACGAAAAACUGUUCCACGAGACUCUCCUCCUCAACGUAGCUCCAUCUACAGAGGCGUUACGAGGCAUCGAUGGACCGGACGUUAUGAGGCUCAUUUGUGGGAUAAGAACAGCUGGAAUGAAUCACAGAACAAGAAAGGCAGACAAGUGUAUCUAGGGGCCUAUGAUGACGAAGAAGCUGCUGCACAUGCCUAUGACUUGGCAGCAUUAAAGUACUGGGGACAGGAUACCAUCCUCAAUUUCCCUUGGUCAACUUACAAAGAAGAGCUCAAAGAGAUGGAGAGUCAGUCAAAAGAAGAAUAUAUUGGAUCGUUGAGGAGAAAAAGUAGUGGAUUUUCACGCGGGGUGUCCAAAUAUAGAGGCGUGGCCAGACACCAUCAUAAUGGAAGAUGGGAAGCUCGAAUUGGCAGAGUUUUCGGCAACAAAUACCUCUACCUCGGAACAUACGCCACUCAAGAAGAAGCAGCAACAGCAUAUGAUAUGGCAGCUAUAGAGUACCGUGGAAUUAAUGCUGUUACAAACUUUGACCUAAGCCGUUACAUCAAAUGGCUACGUCCCAGUAGCCAAAAUAAUGUUAACAAUCAUCAACAAAACCCUAAUGGUGAUGCUAAUCCGAUUCAAAACCUCGACCAAAAGAUUGAAUUGGAUUUCAUGCCCCACCAACAGAGUUCGAGUGUUAAUGAGAUGGAAGAGUUGACUGAUCCAGCUCGGUCUGGUGGCACAGGCGGCUCGGCAUCAUCAGCAUUAGGGCUCUUGUUGCAAUCCUCCAAGUUCAAGGAAAUAUUGGAAAGAACAUCGGCUUCCGAUUGCCCCUUGACGCCGCCCCCCUUGACGCCACCAGAAUCGGAACGUGAUCCGCCACGCCGGAGCUUCCCGGAUGACAUCCAAACUUUCUUCGAUUGCCAAGACUCUAGUGGUUACCCUGAUGGCGAUGAUAUUAAUAUUUUCGGAGAGCUAAAUCCAUUUGCUUCGCCGAUUUUCCACUACGAAUUGGAUGGACAGGAAAUGGUAUUUGGCGCAAAUAAGUCUAAUAUCCUUACAAUAUAAAUAUUUUUGGUUUUGUGAAUAUGGAGUCAAGGAUGAUGACAAGAGGGAAUUAAAGAUCGAUGAUGAUGAUGAUGAUGAUCAUGAAAAAGGGUAAGAUUAAAUAUUACAAUUCAUAUUUUUUUUUAGGCACAAUGCCUCUCUUCUUGGAUUAAAAUUUGGAAAGACGAGAGUUUGCUAAUCUUUAUUGUUUCAUUUCCACGUAGAUAAAGACAAAGUUAGACAUUCAUUUAUCAAUAUUUCGAUUAAUUAUAAGACAUUUUGGCA